GGAGGAAGGAGACGCCAUUAGAGGGAGGCGGAGAGGCCGCGCCGUUCGCCUGUCCACGGGUGCCUGACGUGGUUCUGGGCCCUUCAUUCUCGGACUUUCUCUGGGCCCUUCCAGGCCGCGCCCGAGGAGGGCGUGCAGCGGGCGCCCCAGUCGGCGGGCCGCGGCGGAGCGGGUGCGCCGACCGCGGCUGGGAAGGCGCCGCGGCGGUUCCGGGGCUCGCACUGCCGGGGAGCGGCGGGAUGGCUGCGGCCGGCGGCGGCGGCGGCGGGGGGGCAGCGGGGCGAGCCUACUCGUUCAAGGUGGUGCUGCUCGGGGAAGGCUGUGUGGGGAAGACGUCGCUGGUGCUGCGCUACUGCGAGAACAAGUUCAACGACAAGCACAUCACCACUCUGCAGGCAUCUUUCUUAACAAAGAAAUUAAAUAUCGGUGGAAAAAGAGUAAACCUUGCCAUAUGGGAUACAGCAGGUCAAGAAAGAUUCCAUGCAUUGGGUCCAAUUUACUACAGAGAUUCCAAUGGAGCUAUUUUAGUUUAUGAUAUAACAGAUGAAGAUUCUUUUCAGAAGGUAAAAAACUGGGUCAAAGAAUUACGGAAAAUGUUGGGAAAUGAAAUCUGUCUCUGUAUAGUUGGUAAUAAAAUAGACUUGGAAAAGGAGAGACAUGUUUCCAUUCAAGAAGCAGAAUCGUAUGCAGAAUCUGUGGGAGCAAAGCAUUAUCAUACCUCAGCCAAACAGAAUAAAGGAAUUGAGGAGCUUUUUCUUGACCUUUGUAAAAGGAUGAUAGAAACGGCACAAGUAGAUGAGAGGGCGAAAGGCAAUGGCUCCAGUCAGCCAGGAGCUGCAAGGCGAGGUGUACAGAUUAUCGACGAUGAACCUCAAGCUCAGAGUGGUGGUGGAGGAUGUUGUUCUUCUGGAUAACUGUUCACACUUAAGAAAUGGAAACAGCAAAACUGUGGAUCAUUGCCCUCAACAUGAAGACUGCCAUAUUUCAAGUCACAUUAUUUUACCAAUGGAGUUAUAGAAUUAACAGUAUUUUAAAUUACAUUUAUAACACUGCAGAGACCUUAAGUGCUAAACUUAGUGGAGUUUGUGAACAGAGAAUUGGCAUUUUCUACAAAUGUUAACAAAGCAAUUACCAAUGGCCUUUUUACAUAUUUUUUUUCUUUAAUGAGAAAUAAUAUGCAUGUAGAAAAGACCUACUUAAAGGCUUCAUUUAUAUUCUUUUAAAUCAGAUCUUUAUUUAAUAACUUAUAUAUGUUGUUGGAAUGGUAUGCAAUUUUGCAGCCCUUUGUAUUUUGUGGUAGUUUGAAUUGUAUUACUCCUAAACAGCAAACAGUUUGUUUUUAGUUAGCAGAUACCUGAAGUACUAUUUUUGCAGGGUUUGCACAGGCCCCUAACUGUCUACUACUUUGAUAUAAUCUAUAUACAUCCUGUAUGCUGAGCUGGUAAAAUACAUUGUAAAUAACAUUAAAUAUUUUAUCUGCUUUUACAAGCGCAAGGUGCAAAAAUAUAUAUACAAUAGCCUCAUUGAUGACUGUAAAGUGAAUUAACAUUUGUUGAUAAUGCCUAAGCUUUUUGACUCUAAUAUAAAGAUCAUCAUACCCCCUUCACUUUUGUCUUAACUUGAAAGUGGUGUGUUUAAAUUUUCACACAUACUUUACUUGAAAUAUUGCUGUUGUCACAUUUUUUUUUGCCUCAAUAAGUCCAUCCGAUGAUUGAACAGCAGCAUUUGCCUUUUGGUUUGGGUUUUCUGUUUUUGUUUUUAUUUUAAUAAAAUAAGAUGACUUUUGAUUUUGCUUUAGAAUGGUUAUCUUAGAAGAAUUUGAGAGGAGCAUGCCGAGUUUCACUUCUGUAACAGCUUUAGUUUUCUCUUAGGCUUUAUAUGUAAUGGAUUCCCUGGCAUAAGAAGAGAGGACAAGAUUCCAGAUACAGCGACUCACCAAGACUUAUUUCUGUAGCGUGUUAGUGGUAAUUUACGCCCCUGAAGUAGCACUUUCAUGUCCCUGUGAGCAAGUUCUAUUUGUUUAUUGCUUGUCAGAGAUGAACACAGAGUUCUGUUCAUUUUGUAAGAGCUGUCCUUCUGAGUUUCAGUGGAAGGAGGCAUUUCAUAUAACACAGAUUUAGCAAACACUGGAAAGAUUUAUUGUAAAAUUAUAUUCUUGUAUACUUUGUAAAUUAGUCUUUCAUUAGAUUUUUUUUCUUCAGCAUAGAACUAAAUUUAAAUUUGUUAAUUUUGAUAGAAUCAGGCACUGGUCACAAAAGGAACACAGAUUGUGGAAAUUAACGUAAAUUGUUCUUGUUCUAAUAUAUAUAUUUUUCCAUUUCUGUCAUGCUUGGAAAACUAGUAAAUGUUAUGUCUAAGAUAUAACGGUAUGGUCCCUCGAUUUACUUCUCAUAAGCAGUAGUAUGUAAUAAAGAUGUUAGCAUGUGCAGUUAAGUAGGUAUACGGGGUUGAGUUAUUGAAGAAGUACUACCGUAUUAUUCAUUUAAUAACUGAAAGCUGCCCAAAUGGGUUAGAAGUUGAACGACUUGACCCCUGGGUGUCAUGAUGUUUGAAUUUUAGUUUAGUAUUAAGUGUUCUGUGCCCCACACUUUACCUACUUUAACUGUUGCCCUUGCCACACUGCCCUCUGCUGUGUGUGUGUGAGGAUGGUGGGAGAGGGAGUCAGGGAGACAGGUGGAAAUGGUCUUUUAUAGGGCGAAGGGACUCAGUGUAGCCUAUUGGUGGUUUCCUGUGAAGUUCUUGUUUAUGUGGAGGUGGAAGACAGUGGGAACCUUGAGUUUCACAGAAAAAUUGGCUUUUGCCCUUCCAUCUCUUUUAGAGGAAGUAAAAAAAGACUUUGCCGUUCUUUGCAUUAUAGAUGGGAAAAUAAGUUCUUAUUACUGGAGUGAAAUACAGUUUUUAAACUGGAGAAGAAAUUGAGCUUUAUUCCAAGAGUUGUAAAACUUGAUAAUUGGAGAGUUGUGCUUGGUUUUUAUUCUCUUUCUUAAUGGUAUAUAUCCUCAAUAGGAGCCUUUGCUCUAGAGUUCAUAGAUAAUGAUUGGUAGAACAUAACUGUUCUCCAUAUUUUUUCCAUUGUUUUCUCAAGGGUUUCUAUGUAUUUUUCAUAACCUGAAGACUUUAUGGUCCCUGAUAGGUUUAAAAGGGUAUAGCAAUGAAAGGGUAUGGUGUAUAUGUUUUUGCUUAAAGCCCACAAGGUCUUUAAGAAAGAACUAGGUGAAAGGGUAAUUAAAGAGUACCAGCCAACUGCUGUGUAUGUACAAAAGAAAGAGAUGAUAAACUAAGGCUGGGGUAAUUUUCCUGAUACUUUCUUCAUCUCUCUAAUACAUCUUUUUAUUCCUGUCCCAGUAAUUGUGCUAUAGGAAGAUGACACAAAUAUGGUGGUGUGUAGUAAAAAUAAUAAGUAGAGUUAAUAUUUUUUCAACUAGUAUAUAUACACUUUACAUACGUGGUUGAAAAUUGGUCUAAAAUAGUCAUUAAAAAUACCUGAGUAUUAUUAGGUUAAAAGUAUAGAAUAAUUGUUUCUGUAAUGAUACUGGGUAUUCUGCUUCUUGUUUUAGUUUGUGAUUAUAGGGGAAGAAUAGUAUUUUUAAAAUACAUACUAAAACAGUUUGAGGGCAAGCAGUAACCUGAAAAGAAGCAUCAUGUUGAAUGAAAUAUGAAUGUUUGUUUUGUCUUAGGAUAUCUCCUGAGAAUACCCUAAGGCCCUUUGGCUGUUACUUAAUAUAAAAAAAAAAUUUUAUAAUAACCAUGUAUACUGGAGUUUUUUCUUUACCAUUAAACUAAAAAAAAGAAAAAGAAUUUUAGGUUUUUAGUAAUAGAAGACAAAAUUGACAAAAUAGAAAAAAGAUAAAAGAAUGGAAGUCAAGUAGAUAUAAAACUACAACUUGAUAGUUUUUCUUUUUUUAACCUGACAGUUUUUUAAAUUACUUUGAAAACUGAAUUGCUUUUAUUAUAUAGUUUCUAAAUAAGGCAGAAUAUGCAUUGUGCCAAAUACAUAGAGCAUUUUUUAAAAGGAGAUUGUGAUACUUUUAAUAUGUAAUAUGCAAUUUUCUGUGUUAUAAAGUGAUGACAAGAGUAGAUCAUUGGUCUUAUAUAUUAUCCUCAGAUAGUAUAGUAUAAUUUACCCUUAUAAUAACCACUUAUAUGUAGAAGUACUUUGACCUGUACCAUUAACUUUCAAAAUUUACCUUUUGGCUUUAUGUUUGCUAUUGUAAAGCUUCAGUUUUCUUUGUAGAUACAGUGUGAGAAAGAAGGAAUACAAGGGAUUCAUGUGUGACCAAAUUUAGGAUGUUCAGAUCUUCUAGAAAAGAAUGUAAGUAGUAGUGAUCAAGAGGCAAACACAUUUAAAGAAACUGAAUAGAUCCCCAAGGACUGUUCUAAAGUACAAACUUUACUACCCAGAUUUUAAUAAUUAAAAACUAUAAUUCAUGGAGCUACAUUUGUUUGAUUUUUAUCAUAGGCAUCAAUCCUAUGUGGUUAAUUUUUAAUCACUUACGACAGUAGUAUAGUUGGUGUUGUAGACCAAAAUUCAUGCUAUGCAUAUGUUUUGACUUUGAUCGUCUUUUCUCAAGAAAGCAAUUACAAUUUUUAGCAAAAUUUUUCUAAUUGUAUUUUAGUGUAUGUAGUAAAAAUACUUUUUAAGAGUUUCCAAUUCAAAGAAAUGCCUGUCUUCUAAACAAAUACCACUUUAAUUUGAUAGAUCUUUUAGUGUUGCUUGUGCUAUUUGAGAUGUAUAUAUAAUCUUUUGUGAAAAACUCUGCUAUUGUUAGCUUAUCUACUGCAGCAUUUUCUUUUCAGUAAACAUGGCAAGUUACUACACUAUACACUCAGUUAGGCUUUUGUUCUUUAUCUUGUUCACUUUAGAAACCUUGUACAUACUUCCAAAUAUAUAACCUUGAAGUUACAAAUUGAGAUGUGGUUGCCUACUGGGUGGCCUUAAUUCCCACUAUUCUGUUUCUCAUCAUUAUUUUCAUACUUCUUAGCAGUUGUAUCAUCUCUUUAUUAUCAGGUUCUUAAUUAAAAACUAGUAAUUCCCUUCAAUGUGAACAUGGGUAGAGCAAAAGGAAAGGAAUUGCAAAUAUGAAAGUAUAAUAAUAUUGGGGAAGAAAGACAAUUAUGUUUGCCAAACUUUUUAAUAGAAAGCUAUUUUAAGAAAAUGUAUGCAGUGCUUACUAGAAACAAACGUUUUCUUGUUUUUAUUUUAAUUCUAUAAGGUUGCAUUCUAGGAAAAAUAAUAUAAAAGUGCCCUUGCUUGCUCUCCAAAGUGAUAACUAUUGUUCUGUGGUUAACUCAAUUGCUUUUUUGCUAUGCAUUUAUAUACAUGUAUUUACAUGUAGAAAUAGCAUAGUCUUUUGGUUCUUGAAUUUUUAUGUAAGUUUUGUCUCCCUAUGCAUAUGUUUUGGAACUUGCUUUUUCUCUUACCAGCCUGUCCAGGAAGGAGUUCAGUAAAUACCUGCCUUUUUCAUUUUUUCUCCUACGUCUUUUUCAUGUGCCUCCCCUCCCCCUUCCCUCCCCUCCCUUUCCUUUCUCUCUCUUUCUUUCUUUUUCUUUUCUUUUCUUUCUUUCUUUCUUUUUUUUUUUUUUUUGGAGAGGGGUACUGGGGAUUGAACUCAAAACCUUGUGCUUGCCAGGCAGGCACUUAUGCCGCUGAGCUAAAUCCCCAACCCUUUCUUUCUUUCUUUCUUUCUUUCUUUCUUUCUUUCUUUCUUUCUUUCUUUCCUUUCUUUCUCUUUCUUUCUUUCUUUCCUUUCUUUCUCUUUUUGAAUUUCUGACUCUCCAUGAAAUCCUCCCAAAAGGAAUCUGUUUAAUUAUGUGUGUCUCAUUACUAUCAUGGAAUUUAAACACAAUUUAGUACUUAGAAUUAGUGUCUCCUUUAGUCAUGUAAGUCUGGAAACUGGAAAAGUAUCAGCUUAAAAUUCAUUUGGAGUUUAUACUGUGGCUUCCUAGUAUACAAAAUUUGGACUUGAACUUGAGCAAAUUCUUUUCUUAGAAUAUGAUUUUAUUUGAGGGAAGAUGAAGAAAAGCAUUUGUUGAGGAAAGAGUACAGGGUAAACUAAAACAAGUCUUUAUAAACUCUGAGUAGCUUUGUAUAACAGGACUUCAUGCUACCAGACUUUCAACCUUGUUUGAGCUAUGCUUUUAAAGUAAAAAAACGGGGUGGGGGGGGAGUAAAAAACAGAAGUCCUUUUGGAUUUCUUUUUACUCACCAUCCCACAUCCCUCUUUAGAGAUAACCAUUGUUGACAAUUUUGUCUUUCAUGUAUCAAUUUUUAAAUUUAUAUUUUGUUUUUAUAAAUUUUCAGUUCUGUCUUAGGUACAGUAACUACGCCCAUGUCAAGUUACAUCCUCAAUUGGGCAACCUGGCAAAAAUAAAUCAGAAUCAAACUUACUUGAAUCAUAACUUUUUUAAAAAAGUUAAAUCAAGUGGCAACAACUCUAGAAGUUUUCAUACUUGACUCUGAGAUGUUUUCUAUUUGUCACAAAUUAAGCUUAAAGAGUAGCAUUCUGGAAAGGUCAAAUCAAACUCAUGGUUUCUGUUGCCAGUGGAAAUAGGGAAAGCAGAGUGCCAGUGCAAGCUCUUAAUACCUGUGUUAACUUAGGGAGAUAUAAAAUCUCCCUAUUUGGAGAGCGUUGCAGUAUGCAGUAAUUACGUGAGACUAUGUCUCUGUUCAUGAGUGUCAGGACAAAAGAUUAAAACACGUGUGCUCUAGAAUAAACAUAUUCUUUCAUAUUUGGCUUGUAAUGUGAAUUCUUUUUUGGUUUGGGUUUUAGCUUUUUGAACAGGGUCUUGCUAUGUAGUGACCAGCCUUGAACUCAUUAUGUAGCCCAGUCUGUCCUCAAACUCCUGGCAGUCCUCCCAGAUGCUGAGGUUACAAGCAUGUGCCACCACGCCCGGAUAGGUUAAACCCAAGUUUUUGUGGUUAAAAAUUGUUUCUAUGUGCUCUUUUAAACAAUGUAGAACUUUGAGUGUAUUGUGACUGAUUCAUUGGUUGAAGGUCUGCUAUAUGCCCCAUGUACAUGUAACACAACAGAGGAGCCCCAUAACCACAGGUUUGUACUUAAAGAGUUUACUUUGGGGAACUGAUGACCAUUGCCUCUAAUUCAAGAGGUGAUUUCUGUGAAUAUGAGAUCAACCAGAAAAGAUGUUCACAUUCUAUAUGUAUUCAAACAUGUCAGUAAAAUUUUUGAGGUAAAGUAAUGAGAAUAUUCAUUGUUGGGAUUGUGGAUUUGAGGUAAAAGUGGACAGAGUGUUUUUAAAUCUUGUAAAUAAUACCUUUUCAAGCCAGGUUGCAACAGAAUAAUUUAUUUUCUGGCUUCCAGGGAAUAAUGAAGUAAUCUUUUAGCCUAAACUGCUUUUCCAGAUUUUGUGGUACCAGUGAAGAAACAGAUGCCUUUUUGUUUAUCUGAACAGCUGCUGUGUGUGUGUGUGUGUGUGUGUGUGUGUGUGUGUGUGUGUGUGUACCUAGGAGAAAGACAAUUUUAAGAGCAGUCAUACCAUUUUCUUUGCCUUUGACUUAUAUUGUCUUGGCACCAUGUGAUAAACCCAGUACAUAAUUCUUUCCCGAGUCAUAUUAGGGCUUUUUUGAAUUGCAACACAGGCCAGCUUGUAUGUUUCUAAAUUCCUUCUUGUAAUUGGAAUGUGAAUUCCCUUUUUAUUGUCUGAAGUUGAAGAUAAAAGUAAAAAUAGUUUAAUGAA
Molecule: messenger RNA, 7695 nt
Organism: Cavia porcellus (domestic guinea pig)
Lineage: Eukaryota; Metazoa; Chordata; Mammalia; Rodentia; Caviidae
Gene: Rab21
Product: RAB21, member RAS oncogene family
Exons: 7
Coding region: 240-914 (224 amino acids)
Biological process (GO): Rab protein signal transduction
Cellular component (GO): Golgi apparatus; endosome
Molecular function (GO): GTPase activity; GTP binding
Source: RefSeq, a predicted model, not a curated record